This is a messenger RNA of Pungitius pungitius (ninespine stickleback), 2884 nucleotides long. It is a transcript of the gene tnxba, whose product is annotated as tenascin XBa. The transcript has 14 exons. Gene Ontology annotation, molecular function: protein binding. The coding region runs from base 92 to 2884 and encodes 930 amino acids. Gene Ontology annotation, biological process: regulation of cell adhesion; neuron projection development. NCBI's taxonomy places the organism in Eukaryota, Metazoa, Chordata, Actinopteri, Perciformes, Gasterosteidae. The record is from RefSeq and is a predicted model, not a curated record.
UAAGAUCAGCUUGUUGCCCGGGGGAUGCACUGGGGGGUGUGAGUCCGAGGUGUCUGCAUUGAAAGGACGUUUGGCACGACUGGAAAGAGAGAUGUCCUCUUUCAAAGAAAAAUGUCCAUGUUCAGCAAAUUGUCCAAAUGACUGCAGUGGCAAUGGAGAAUGUGAGAAUGGGAAAUGUAUCUGCCAACAAGGAUUCACGGGUCUGGACUGCAAAACCACCAAAGGAAAAGUCAAGGUAACCGUGGAGAGAGUGACCCUGCAGGUGAACAAAGACAAGGAAAGCACGCAGGAGAAAAUCCCCAAAGUAGAGCCCACACUCUUCCAGAAGAAGGAGCAGAAGAAGGGGUCUGACGCCAAAGAGGCUGACAGCAAACCUAAAGUGUCUACCAAUGCUAAAGUAGGUAUUGUUAAGACACAAGCAAAACAAGAAGACUCUGUCAAGAAAAUCACUACAAAGGACUCUUCAAGUGCCACAAAGUCCAGUCGAGUUAUUUUGAAACAUGAGGGAAGAAAGCCGGAGGAGGCUAAACAAAGUAUUGGCAAAACAACAGUCUUGACCUCCAAAAAGGUCUUCCAUAAAACUGCCAGCAAAACACAUCCUAGAUCUGACAAUCUAAAGGAUGAACCUCAAGCAAAUGUAAACCAGAGUAAUGUGAAGAACUCUAAUGGCACAGCUAAAACUGAGACCAUACUGACCAGGGUCGAGGUCACGAACAAAACCAGAGCAGGGAAGGAGACCUUGGAGCAGUCCACGCUGGCUGAGAAGAACGCUACGCAAUCAUCUGCAAAUAAGCGAAACAAGAAGGUAAAGGACGAAACUACAAAUGUGCAAUCUGUUGACAACAGGAACACUGAAACUGGCAAAGUUGGAAAUGAAAAAUUAACGCAGAAGAGUUCGCAUCUGAUUAAUGCAAGCAUUGCAUCAACGUCAGUCGAGUCUCGAGUUCUUCAGAACAAAACAACCAUCCAUGGAUCUGUCAGUGUUCGGGGAAUGGGGGGAUCUGGGUUAGGUUCUGUAAAGGUUGUGAACAUCUCCUCCUAUAGCUUCACUGUCACGUGGGCGGCACCAAAAGGGAUGUUCAAGAACUUCACGGUCAUCAGAAGAGAGCCUCGGACAGGAGGUGACGAAGAUGACCUAGAAGAGUUUGAAGACGAAGCUCUUGAAGGAAACAAGCCUUCCACGCUUAAGAACGCGACUGAAGUCAAGGUACCAAGUGGAAGUAUUAACACAACCGCCACUUCCGGUAAAACAGUUGUAUCUAAAGGCAAAGUUGAGACAAAGAGGAUCUCUAUGGUGGUCCCGGGCAGUGUGCGCUCUGUGGAGUUCAGUAACCUCAGGGCAAACACAGGCUACACCCUGCAUGUGUAUGGCACUGCUGCUGAGAGGAGAUCAAAGAUUCAUAAAGCAACUGCAAUCACAGGACCUGAGCCAGCCACUGAGAUGGUUUUCAGCAACGUAACAGAGUCUUCUAUCACUGUUGCAUGGUCCAAACCAAAGACGGCAUUCACUAGCUUCAGGGUCACGUUCACCAACAUCAUGACAGGGGAAAGCCGCUUUGUGACAGUGGAGUCCAAGCUGUCCUAUGUGGUUUUGUCCAAGCUGUCUGCCGGAUCUUCCUACAUCAUCUCUAUAACUACCACACGAGGCAGAGCUCAGAGUGACGCUCUCGCUUCCCUUAUCACUACAGUGCCCGCUCCGCCAACACAUCUGCAAGUGGUCAAUGUGACGGACACCAGAGCUGUGCUGCAAUGGACACCCAGUCUGGGGAAAGUAGACCGGUUCAUCAUCAGCUAUGAGUCCUCCAAGAUUCCUAAUGUGACAGUGACUGUGAUGCUGUCUGGAAACUCUGUGGAGCACCAGCUGAGAGGCCUGCAGAGAGGCACCCUGUACACAGUCAAAAUCUUGAGCCAGAAGGAUAGUCUGCAGAGCACGGCCAUCUCAACGACAUUUACAACGGCUAACGUGGUUAAAGCCAGUGAGGUGGGUGCCCGCUCUGCUGUGAUAGCAUGGAGAACUUCCACUGUUGUGUAUUACAGCUACAGACUGAUCUACCAGGUGGCAGGAGAGGAGACAAAGGAGGUGAUCCUGGACCAGUCCAUCAGAGAGUAUAAGUUGACAGGGCUGUUGCCAAUGUCACGAUAUAUUGUUCUGGUACAAGGCGAGAGGGAUGGACAAUACACAUCUAUUGUCACCACUGAAUUUAUUACAGGCAAACUGCGUUUCCCUUUCCCCACUGAGUGUUCUCAGGAGCUGCUGAAUGGAGCUCUGCAGUCAGGAGAGGUGGACAUCUACCCACAAGGAAAAGAGGGUCAAGCGGUGAGAGUCUACUGUGACAUGGAGACUGAUGGAGGCGGCUGGACGGUGUUCCAGAGGAGGAUGAACGGAAAGACAGAUUUCUACAAAACAUGGAAUGAAUACAGUGUCGGCUUUGGAAAUCUCAGUGAAGACUUCUGGCUUGGAAAUGAGCUCCUGCACAACUUAACCAGCGUCGGUCCUGUGAGUCUAAGAGUGGAUAUGCUCUCUGGAAAUGAUACUGCAUACGCCCACUAUGCAAACUUCUCUGUUGAUUCAGCGGAGAGGCACUACACUUUGGCAGUGUCUGGCUACACUGGAACUGCAGGUGACUCUAUGAGGUACCAUAACGGACGCCCAUUCUCGGCCCGGGACAAGGAUCCUGAUCCUCUUGGGAUUAACUGUGCCCGGGCGUACAUGGGAGGCUGGUGGUACAAGAACUGCUACAAGGCCAACCUCAAUGGCCUUUAUGGCAGCAACAGUAAUAAUCAGGGAGUAGUCUGGAUAGACUGGAAAGGUAAAGACUCCUCCGUUCCGUUCGCUGAGAUGAAGUUCAGACCGUCCAGGUUCUCUCCUGCAACUCAUGGCUGA